UUCCCGACCCUGUACUUCACCAGUGGCGCGGGCACAUUCGCCAACCAGUUGUAUCACACGGCCAUGAUGCUAAUCCUGGCACAAAAACCAAGAACAUUGCAGGUUGAUCAGCGGCGUUCGUGGUCUCUGUCGCGGCUGUGGCAUGCGCAGAGAAUAUGCGGCAUCUCGGUCAACAACAACCGAUACGAAUGUUGGGAUCCUUGUCUUCUGGCUUCGUUCUAUCUGGCUGCUCGACAUAUGACGCAUGAAACUCAGCAGAGAGAGAUAUUGAUCGGAUUUAAUCGUAUUGGUGCUCUGGGCUGGCGUGUGGACGGCUUCGUUGAGCGACUGCUUCAAGAGUGGCACAGUUGA
Trichoderma citrinoviride is the source of this 351-nucleotide messenger RNA. RefSeq lists its product as hypothetical. The annotation marks the transcript as partial. The transcript has a single exon. NCBI's taxonomy places the organism in Eukaryota, Fungi, Ascomycota, Sordariomycetes, Hypocreales, Hypocreaceae. The record is from RefSeq and is a predicted model, not a curated record.